Molecule: messenger RNA, 1223 nt
Organism: Glycine soja
Lineage: Eukaryota; Viridiplantae; Streptophyta; Magnoliopsida; Fabales; Fabaceae
Exons: 3
Coding region: 380-1207 (275 amino acids)
Molecular function (GO): nucleic acid binding; zinc ion binding
Source: RefSeq, a predicted model, not a curated record
UCCCAUGUUCCCUUUUUUAUUUUAUUAUUUUGGAACAUUUAGUUAUUUUGAAUUUGGUCCAUUUUCCAUCCACAUUCAUCCCAUAUCUUUGCAAAUAUAUUUGCAACCACUUUCAGUAACAAAUCACGUACCCAUCAUUUAUCUCACGUACCCAUCAUUUAUUUCACGUCUGAUAACUUCCUAUCUCACGUUCUGAUAACAAGUUAAGAGCUCUGUGAUGGACAGACUCUAUAAAUAGGAUGGGGUGCUCUCAGUUUUGUAUCACCAAACCCACUUCUCUAUUCAGAAAAAUACAUCAUCUAUUCAGAGUGAGUAAGGGUCUGGAAGAACAAAACUGUCUUUCAGGUUCGUGUGUACGCCGCUUCCCGUUCAAUUUGCAAUGGCUGGAGUUUCACAAUCUAUGAAUAUUUCUUGUGACCUUCCAAUUUUGAAAGGUGAUAAUUAUAAGGUUUGGAAGCAAAGAGUUCUCCUUCAUUUGGGCUGGAUGGAUAUUGACUAUGCUAUAAGGAAGGAUGAGCCACCGGCUAUUACUGAAACUAGCGAACCUGAUGCUGUUGAUCUUUAUGAAAAGUGGGAGAGAUCUAAUCGUCUCUCCGUUAUGUUCAUAAAAACCAACAUAUCCGCUAGUAUCUGGGGUUCAGUUGACCAGCAUGAUAAGGUCAGAGAUCUGUUGAAAGCCAUUGAUGAACAGUUUACGACCUCUGAGAAGUCGCUUGCUAGCACACUCAUUAUGCAAUUCUCUUCCAUUAAGCUUACUGGAACGAGGGGUGUGCGUGAACAUAUCAUGUGCUUAAGGGACAUAGUGGCUCAGUUGAAAACCCUGGAAGUUACCAUGUCUGAAUCCUUCCUGGUACAUUUCAUUUUGUGCACCCUACCUCAACAGUAUACACCCUUCAAAAUCUCCUACAACACACAUAAGGAUAAAUGGUCUAUUAAUGAAUUGAUGACCAUGUGUGUUCAAGAAGAGGAGAGAUUGAUAAUGGAAGAGGGUGAGAAGGUAAAUUUGACUACUUCUACUUCUGGAAAGGAUAGGAAGAAGUCUGUAGGCACCAAUAAAGGAAAGAUUCCGACUCAACCAACAAUUAAAAAGGAGUCAAAGUGUUUCUUCUGUAAAAAGAAAGGACAAAUGAAGAAGGACUGCCCCAAAUUUAAAAGUUGGUUUGAGAAGAAAGGGUAUGGAAAGCCUAAGGAAGCCAGUGGGAAGUGAGCAGUGCAUCUACUCA